Molecule: messenger RNA, 696 nt
Organism: Parastagonospora nodorum SN15
Lineage: Eukaryota; Fungi; Ascomycota; Dothideomycetes; Pleosporales; Phaeosphaeriaceae
Exons: 2
Coding region: 1-696 (231 amino acids)
Source: RefSeq, a predicted model, not a curated record
AUGCGUCAAUCAAUUGCCAUUAUUUCUCUGCUGUCCGGCGCCGUCAUGGCUGCUGACACCAUUCCAUUCUACUUUCCUGGUGGAUCCGAGGGUGCUGACCCUGUCGCGGUUAUCAAAAAAGUCGAGCCAUCCACCACCGAAUUCAGCAUUGCAUGCCCCACGGGUGUCGACUCCGACGAGUGCGGCUGGGGACCCGGUCUCGACUACACCAUCAUCUCCAACACGCACUACCAAGCGUACAUGUCCGCCGCAUCCGUUUCGAUGAGCUUCGCUUGCGACCACAACACACAGGCUAGCGAGAUGACCUGCACGGUCGCUAUGACUGGAGGAGAUAUGGACCUCGGAGGCCCUCAGACUGCGGUGCUCAAGGGCGAUGAAAUCAGCUUCAACCAAGCAACGAUCGUUGGUGGAGCUAGCUUGUUGAGCAAUUCUCCUGCUCAGGCAACUCCCGCUGCUGGUGCUUCUGGAUCUGCUUCUGCCCAGGCUACUCCUACUGCGAGUGCUGGGUCCAGUCUAAUGACUGCUGCCUCCAGCGCUGUCGCUACCGGCUCGGCUGUUCGCAGCUCAAUGGGCAACACGACGCACUCUGCCACUGGAUCUGCUGCUCCUGCUGAGCACACUGGUGCUGCCAGCAAGUUCAUAUUCCAGGCACCCGCUCUGCUUGCCAUUGUUGGUGCUGUCGCGGCAGCCUUGUAG